CAAAUCACAUUCACAAAUAAAAAAUCAAAAAUGUGUGAUUGUGUUGGUGUUAUCAUUUACAAUAUUUUCUCAGUUUUCAGUAUCUAAAUCAAAAUAAUAAAUAAUAAUAUGAAUGUUAAAAAUUUUCAUAUAUUUAACUGUGAUAGUAGAGUUAAACCAACGCCAUAAGACUUCUUUUCUUUAUUUAUAAAUAUUGGCACUUGUAAAGUACAAUUUACAGAAAAUAUAAUCAAAAUGAGUAAGAUAAAAUACAUCUUCGGUGUUUGGAUUUGUGUAACGGCUUUCAUGAGUGUAGUUUAUGGUGAAAAUGAUAUUUUUAAACCCACGAAUAGUAAAACUAUAGCUGACGACAUAUUUUUCUGGAAACUGCAAGCUUCAAGGUCAAAACGAACUACUGUACAAAAUGCUACCGUAACCGAAAAUACUUUAACAGGCCAGAAUGUUAACACGACUUCAACAACAAGUUCGUCUACCGAAAUCGCCAAUAUCGUGUAUGAAAUUGGACCCUCAAAUUCGUCCAUAUUAGCUGUAGUCCCAGUGAAUGUUUCGUCGUCGGCGGCCACGAAUACUUCUGAAGUUGGCCCUUCAGACGCCGCCCCGCUUCCUGGGAAGAGUUCGGCUGAAGAUGAACACAACAGCUCAAUGGCUAUAUUCUUUGUGCUUUGCAUAUUGGCACUGGGUAUACUCUUGAUACAUCUGAUGUUGCAGACAGGUUUCUCUUACCUACCAGAGAGUGUCGUUAUAGUAUUUCUCGGUGCAUUGAUAGGCAUGAUAAUAAAUCUCAUGUCAAUAAGAAAUAUAGCUAAUUGGAGGAAAGAGGAGGCUUUUUCACCGACUGCUUUCUUUCUUGUACUGCUGCCUCCCAUUAUUUUCGAAUCUGGCUAUAAUCUGCACAAAGGAAAUUUCUUUCAAAACAUUGGAUCUAUUCUUUUGUUUGCUAUAGUCGGGACGGCUAUAUCUGCAUUUGUGAUUGGUGCUGGUAUUUAUUUGUUAGGCCUAGCUCAGGUGGUUUAUAAGCUGAGUUUUGUUGAAUCAUUUGCCUUUGGUUCACUGAUUUCUGCUGUUGAUCCAGUAGCUACAGUGGCUAUUUUUCAUGCUCUUGAUGUGGACCCAGUUUUAAACAUGUUGGUGUUUGGAGAGAGUAUCCUCAAUGACGCUGUAGCCAUAGUUCUGACUACAGCAGUUUUAGACUCCAAUGAUCCUUUUAUGUCUACCACUGAAGCUAUUUUGUCAGCUAUAAAUCGUUUUUGGCUAAUGUUCUUUGCGUCAGCUGGUAUUGGGGUUCUCUUUGCUCUGAUAAGUGCACUUCUUUUGAAACAUGUUGACCUCCGGAAGAAUCCAUCUUUAGAGUUUGGCAUGAUGCUGGUGUUUACAUACGCUCCAUAUGUACUUGCUGAAGGAAUACAUUUAUCUGGUAUAAUGGCCAUAUUGUUCUGUGGAAUUGUGAUGUCGCACUACACACACUUCAACCUGUCCACUGUGACUCAAGUGACCAUGCAGCAAACUAUGAGGACCCUCGCGUUUAUAGCUGAGACUUGUGUCUUUGCUUAUUUGGGAUUAGCAAUAUUCAGUUUCCGGCAUCGUGUGGAGCCCGCAUUAGUAGUGUGGAGUAUAGUGCUGUGUCUGCUGGGGAGGGCUGCAAACAUUUUCCCUCUCGCCUUACUUUGCAAUAAGUUCCGAGAGCAUAAGAUUACUAAGAAAAUGAUGUUCAUCAUGUGGUUUAGUGGCUUACGAGGUGCAAUUUCUUACGCAUUAUCACUUCAUUUAGACUUCUCGGAGGAGACCCGACACGUGAUCAUUACUACCACACUUAUAAUAGUUCUGUUCACUACACUGUUCUUUGGAGGCUCUACAAUGCCCUUGUUGAAGUUUUUGAGGGCCAACAAAAAGGUGAAGCGCUCGAGGUCGCAACGCAAGCAGAAGGAAGUGAGCUUGUCCAAGACAAAGGAGUGGGGGCAGGCCAUCGACUCCGAACAUUUGUCGGAGAUCACUGAAGAGGAACUUGAGGUAAAUUACUCACAUGCAACGAGGAUCAAAGGUUUCGUGAGACUCGACAUGAAAUAUUUAACGCCAUUCUUCACAAGGAGAUUUACACAUCAGGAAUUGAAGGAUUGCAAGAGCCAAAUGACCGACCUCACGAACCAGUGGUACCAGGCCAUCCGCAUCUCCAACGAGCACGACACCGACGAGGACGAGAGCCUGCAGCCCAGCCCGCUGUCCAACUCGCAGGUCAGCCUGCAGAGAGGCGUAUAGACUGAUACCUUCACUGCAAACUAAAGGUUCUCUGGGAAAACUACCAAUGUCAUAUCAUAACUUCUAGAUCUACUAGGAAUCUGACCUUGCAAAUGCCUUGUUUUUGGGGGUGGACCACCCUUAUUGCUUCGGGAUAUGAAAAAUAAAUAACAACCUAUCCUCAGACCUACUGAAUA
Bicyclus anynana (squinting bush brown) is the source of this 2429-nucleotide messenger RNA. It is a transcript of the gene Nhe1, whose product is annotated as sodium/hydrogen exchanger 8. Gene Ontology annotation, biological process: regulation of pH; sodium ion transport; proton transmembrane transport. The transcript is spliced from 7 exons. Gene Ontology annotation, molecular function: sodium:proton antiporter activity. Gene Ontology annotation, cellular component: Golgi apparatus; membrane. The coding region runs from base 235 to 2253 and encodes 672 amino acids. The record is from RefSeq and is a predicted model, not a curated record. Lineage: Eukaryota; Metazoa; Arthropoda; Insecta; Lepidoptera; Nymphalidae.